This is a messenger RNA of Schistosoma intercalatum, 2319 nucleotides long. Lineage: Eukaryota; Metazoa; Platyhelminthes; Trematoda; Strigeidida; Schistosomatidae. The record is from the annotation of a GenBank genome assembly.
AUGUCGUCAACUCAGAUACGAAACUACGUGGCGGAACUUUCUAAUUUAAAGGACCAAUUCAACACUCUUUCUAGCCAGUCUAGUGAGAAGCUUAAAAAGAUUAUUCAAACUGUCCAAUCUUAUCAAACACGUAUGGAGCCGCUAAAUAAAAAUAUGGAACAACUUCAGAUUUUACAAAGAAAUUUAGAGGCCUGUCGAUUAAAGUUAAGUCAAGUGCAAGAGUAUCACCGUACCGGUCGUGAGUUGGAAAAUACUAUUAGACAAGGACCGACAGUUUUUACUGACAAAUUUUUAAAGGCUAUGGAACGUAUAAAGGAUGCGUUGGCUUAUUUUCAAGAGAAUAAUCCACAAGAUGUUGAAUUUAGUCGAUUGACAUCAUUGUAUUCAAUUGGUUUAGGAAGCUUGGAACGUGAAUUCGAUGGUUUAUUAAGACAAACUUUCCGUCCUAUAGAUGAUGCUACUUUAAUAAGAUUAAUGGAUCAAAAAGUCUCUGACAAAGAAUCAGGUGAUGGUUCAUUAACUGAAGAUACAGAACAAAUAGAGGAUAUUCCAAAUAAUAUGUUGAAUAGUUUACGUUUUCUUGCUAAAUGGAUGAGUGAAAAUCAAUCAUUUGUAAACAAACCACAAGGUAUAUCUCAAGGAUGUUUGACAAAAUAUUGUGAAUGCCGUCGUGAACUUAUCCGUUUAAAUUUAGUAAGAGUACGUGAAUUAUUAAGAAAAGCUGAAAAUCCAUCAUCAUCAUCAUCUGGCACAGUAUCUAAACCAGGAUUUCUGCCGCCAAACGUACGUGGUCGCACUAAACGCCUCCCUGGAUUCGUUUGGGAUAUAAAUGCUGUUCGACUGAUUAAUGAAGCAGAAACCGAUGAACUUGAUUCUGAACACUAUGCUAUCGCUCUAGGUGUUCUUGUCAAAUUAAUGCAAAAUGAAUGUAUUUUGUUGGAUCGUUUACAGUUGACUGCUAGUCCACAAGAUUCUCAAGUGUUAUUGUUCAAUAUAUUUAAAAACGGGUCAUCUGAUAUCCUAACUGAAGGAACAACACUAACUCGUUUAAUGCAUCGAGCUCAAGGACGGGCAGAAUUUCAUAUGGUUAUGUCAUUAUUAGUAGUACUUAAAAAGUUUUUCCAGAUUUCUGAUGAUCUUGUAUCUGUACUUCAGGGUGUUGAUAAUGUAUUAAUUGAUUUUAAUCAAUUAGUUCUUCGUUUAUUAAGUCAAAGUAAAAUAACGCUAGAAACUUAUGUACAAUUUUUACAACAAGUUACAGAAAAAUCUAGUUCAAAUAGUAAUAUUGUACCCGAAGAUGGAACAAUACAUGAACUUACAACUAAUGCAUUGAUGUAUUUAGAAAACUUGUUAGAAUUCGCUGAUAUUAUUGGUACUACUUUGUCAUUUACCGAAGCUGGUCCACAAGCUACCACUAACACACUUAAAUAUCUUACCACUAUUGGCCAAAAUCAUGCCUUUUUGGAAAAUAAAUUUGGGAAUUAUUUAUUUAAUGCUAUAUUCGCUCUUAUGACAAAUUUGGAACGUAAAUCAGAAGUUUAUUCUGAAGAGAUACGUCGAAUGAUUUUCCAAAUGAAUAAUAUUCAGUACAUAUUGAAAAGUAUUUAUAAGACAAAUAUUCACCGUUAUCUUUUAUCACAAGAUCGUGAAGCUGUUGCCAAAAUUACUAGUAUAUUGGAUGAACGUAAACUUUUUUAUACACGAUGGUGUGCACGCAUGCUUUCAUUACCAGAUGGUAAUAUUUUAAAUCGUAUUACUGGUUUAAUUAAUCGUUCUUCUAUAGAUCAAAAGGAGAGAUCUUUUUUAAAAUCUCUUUGGAAUGAUUUUAAUAAUGGACUGAAUACUUUAACUAAACAACAUCAUCUUAUUUCAAUACCUGAUCGAGAAUUGAAAAAUAGUUUAGAGCAUCAAUUAGUACGGGAUCUAGUCGCUUUAUAUCGUGGUUUCUGGGAAAAAUCAAUGUCUAUCGCAUUCACAACAAAUCGUGAUAAAUAUAUUAAAUUGUCCGUUGAAGAAUUUGAAAUUCGAAUACGACAUUUGUUUAGUGGAACAUCAACUAACAGUACACGUCAAUAAAAAAAACUUCCUCUUUUUAAAAUAAACGAAAUAGUGAUCUUCAUACCGUUAUUAUCGUUGAUUUUGUUACUUUAGUUGUUUCUUUAUUUGAAAGAGAAAAAACUUAAUUCCUUUGCAAUGUUUUCUCCACAAAAUAUAAAACUGAAUCCUCUGUUUUUCUUUUUCUUUUUUUGUUUUGUAAUAAAUAGUUUAAAAACUUACAUUGAUACCGUACAAUAAUUAAAUGCUUAAUCAAAUACAUGA